This is a messenger RNA of Phanerochaete carnosa HHB-10118-sp, 2285 nucleotides long. RefSeq lists its product as uncharacterized. The record is from RefSeq and is a predicted model, not a curated record. Gene Ontology annotation, molecular function: oxidoreductase activity, acting on CH-OH group of donors; flavin adenine dinucleotide binding. Bases 202 to 2157 code for a protein of 651 amino acids. NCBI's taxonomy places the organism in Eukaryota, Fungi, Basidiomycota, Agaricomycetes, Polyporales, Phanerochaetaceae. The transcript has 11 exons.
CUGACAUUCAGUUUCACGCUAUCUCUAUCCCAAACGUAUCCAGGGAAGCCGAGCUAUCCGGGACGGUCUUGUACUGUUUAUCCGCCGGACUGGACAGAUGCAGUAUAAAUACCGUUCGCAGCCCUGGCGUACUUCCCCAAGCAUACCGCGAGGUCUAUUGCUUUUUCUCAACACUUGCCUCUCUUCGCAUCUAUUACUAUCAUGGGUCAUCCCGAAGAGGUCGAUGUCGUCGUAUGCGGUGGUGGUCCCGCAGGAUGCGUUGUGGCGGGCAGGCUCGCAUUCGCUGACCCUACUCUCAAGGUCAUGCUCAUCGAAGGUGGUGCGAACAACCGCGACGACCCUUGGGUGUACCGCCCCGGUAUCUAUGUUCGCAACAUGCAGAGAAACGGCAUCAACGACAAGGCAACGUUCUACACCGACAGCAUGGCUUCCUCACACCUCCGGGGUCGUUGCAGCAUUGUUCCCUGCGCGAACAUCCUCGGUGGCGGUUCCAGUAUCAACUUCCAGAUGUAUACCCGUGCCUCGGCGUCGGACUGGGACGACUUUAAGACCGAGGGGUGGACUGCCAAGGAUCUCCUGCCGCUCAUGAAGAGGCUCGAGAACUACCAGAAGCCAUGCAAUAACGACACCCACGGCUACGACGGCCCGAUUGCCAUCUCGAACGGUGGGCAAGUUAUGCCAGUCGCCCAGGACUUCUUGAGGGCCUCCCAUGCUAUUGGUGUGCCAUACAGCGAUGAUAUCCAGGAUCUCAAGACAGCCCAUGCUGCUGAGAUCUGGGCCAAGUACAUCAACCGUCACACUGGUCGCCGCAGCGACGCCGCUACUGCGUACGUUCACUCCGUCAUGGAUGUCCAGGACAACCUCUUCCUCCGUUGCAACGCUCGCGUCAACCGCGUCCUCUUCGACGACAAUAACAAAGCCGUCGGCGUUGCCUACGUUCCCUCCCGCAACCGCACCCAUGGCGGUCAGCUCCAGGAGACCAUUGUCAAGGCGCGCAAGAUGGUUGUCCUCAGCUCUGGUACUCUGGGUACACCUCAGAUCCUUGAGCGCUCCGGUGUCGGCAGCGGCGAGCUCCUUCGUCAACUCGGCAUCAAGGUCGUCAGCGACCUCCCGGGCGUCGGCGAAGAGUACCAGGACCACUACACUACUCUUUCUAUUUACCGUGUCUCCAACGAGACCAUCACUACCGACGACUUCCUCCGUGGCGUGGAAGAAGUGCAGCGUGAGAUAUUCCAGGAGUGGGAGGUCUCACCAGAGAAGGCCCGCCUUUCGUCCAACGCUAUCGAUGCUGGCUUCAAGAUUCGUCCGACCGAAGAGGAGUUGAAGAGCAUGGGCCCGGAGUUCAACGAGCUUUGGGACCGCUACUUCAAAGACAAGCCCGACAAGCCCGUCAUGUUCGGCUCCAUCGUUGGCGGUGCCUACGCCGACCACACCCUGCUGCCACCUGGCAAGUACAUAACCAUGUUCCAGUACCUCGAGUACCCGGCGUCUCGUGGGAAGAUCCACAUCAAGUCGUCGAACCCGUACACCGAACCCUUCUUCGACUCGGGCUUCAUGAACAACAAGGCCGACUUCGCUCCCAUCCGCUGGAGCUACAAGAAGACCCGUGAGGUCGCGCGCCGUAUGGAUGCCUUCCGUGGCGAGCUUAUAUCGCACCACCCGCACUUCCACCCAGCUUCGCCCGCAGCGUGCAGGGACAUCGACAUCGAGACCGCGAAGCAGAUUUUGCCCAAUGGCCUCACCGUUGGCAUCCACAUGGGCUCGUGGCACCAGGCUACUGAGCCGUUCAACGCCAAUAAAGUACACGAGGACAUCCAAUACACCUCUAAGGACGACGAGGCCAUCGACGACUGGGUCGCUGACCAUGUGGAGACCACCUGGCACUCGCUCGGUACCUGCGCCAUGAAGCCCCGCGAGCAGGGCGGCGUCCUCGACAAGCGCCUUAACGUCUUUGGCACUGAGAACCUCAAGUGUGUCGACCUCUCCAUCUGCCCCGACAACCUUGGCACCAACACCUACUCGUCUGCCCUCCUCGUCGGUGAGAAGGGCGCCGCCCUCAUCGCUGAGGAGCUCGGCAUCAAGAUCAAGACGCCGCAUGCGCCUGUUCCGCACGCGCCCGUCCCGGCUGGCCGCCCUGCCACCCAGCUCGCCCGGUGAAGUCGCUCCUGAUGUCAGGUACAUGGUGGUGUCGGAACAAGGUUAAGCUCAUCGCUUGGAAUUAUUAUGAUGUUGUACCAUUAGCAAGGCUUGUAACAUUAUCACUCGGAAUCACAAUGUACAUUCUA